This is a messenger RNA of Drosophila guanche, 344 nucleotides long. RefSeq lists its product as uncharacterized. The coding region runs from base 27 to 296 and encodes 89 amino acids. Lineage: Eukaryota; Metazoa; Arthropoda; Insecta; Diptera; Drosophilidae. The transcript is spliced from 2 exons. The record is from RefSeq and is a predicted model, not a curated record.
AAUCGCUGGAACAAAAGCAACAGAGGAUGAGGAUGGGAAUGUUCAAGCUUUUCAAGUGCUUCCUGCUGCUGUGUGCCAGCCUGCAGCUGGGAUUGGCCGCCACGGUCACUGUCUUCCAUCAUCGUCCGGUGAUCUAUCAUCAUCCGCUGCAGGAGCAGCAUCCCGGGUACACCAUUGUGGCGCCCCUCACGAAGAUUGCCCACGUGACCUACGACUCGGUGCCCAUCUCCCACACGCCCUUCGAGCAUGUGCCCCUCUUCCAGCGCAUUGGCCACGUGAAGAGCGUCCGAUUGUAGCCACUCGCAGAGGAUGAAAAGACUCGCAAUAAAUAGAUUUAAAAUGGA